GCAGCAGCACAGGCAGCCUGCUGGGGGCUGACCUGAUUCCCUAGAAUCCUCAGCUCUCUUCCUCUCUCCUCCGACGUCCUUCCUUUCCUUCUCUCCUUCCCCCCCUUCCCUUCCCCAGCGAAGCAGCUGCGAGGAACAAAGAACGCGGGCGCUCCGGGAAGCAGCGCGCAAGCCCCGCGCAGUGCGCGCGGCGUCUGGCUCCUCCGAGCGGGGCUCUCCCGGCUCCACGUCCCUCCGCAGCCGCCCCCGCCUCCCGCGCUCGCUCGCUCCCUCCCGCUCGCCACCUCCCCCACCUUCGCGGCGCCGGAGGAAGGCGGCCGGGGCUCAAGAUGGCUUUAGCCGGGCUCUGCGCCCUGCUCGCCUGCUGCUGGGGGCCGGCGGCGGUGAUGGCCACGGCCGCCGGCGACGUAGACCCAUCCAAGGAGCUGGAGUGCAAGCUCAAGAGCAUCACGGUGUCGGCGCUGCCCUUCCUGCGCGAGAACGACCUGAGCAUCAUGCACAGCCCCUCGGCCUCCGAACCCAAGCUCCUCUUCUCGGUGCGCAACGACUUCCCCGGAGAGAUGGUCGUGGUGGACGACCUGGAAAACACGGAGCUGCCCUACUUCGUGCUGGAGAUCUCAGGGAACACAGAGGACAUCCCUCUGGUGCGCUGGAGACAGCAAUGGCUGGAGAACGGCACUUUGCUUUUUCACAUUCAUCACCAAGAUGGUGCCCCCAGUCUCCCUGGACAAGACCCAACGGAAGAACCCCAGCAUGAGUCAGCAGAAGAAGAGCUGAGGAUCCUUCACAUCUCCGUCAUGGGCGGCAUGAUUGCUCUGCUGCUGUCCAUCUUGUGCCUGGUGAUGAUCUUGUACACUCGCCGGCGUUGGUGCAAGCGUCGCCGGGUGCCUCAGCCCCAGAAGAGUGCCAGCGCCGAGGCAGCCAACGAGAUUCACUACAUCCCCUCCGUGCUGAUCGGCGGGCACGGACGGGAGAGUCUGCGCAAUGCCCGCGUGCAGGGCCACAACUCCAGCGGCACCCUGAGCAUCCGGGAGACCCCCAUCCUGGACGGCUAUGAAUACGACAUCACGGACCUGCGCCACCACCUGCAGAGGGAGUGUAUGAACGGAGGGGAGGACUUUGCCAGCCAGGUCACCCGCACCCUGGACUCCCUGCAGGGCUGCAACGAGAAGGCGGGGAUGGACCUCACCCCAGGAAGCGACAAUGCCAAGCUGUCGCUGAUGAACAAGUACAAGGAUAACAUCAUCGCCACCAGCCCCGUGGACUCCAACCACCAGCAAGCCACUCUGCUCUCGCACACCUCCAGCAGCCAGAGAAAGCGCAUCAACAACAAGGCGAGAGCUGGUUCUGCCUUCCUGAGCCCUGAAGGGGAUUCUGGCACUGAGACAGAAAACGACCCCCAGCUGACCUUCUACACCGACCCCUCGCGGAGCCGGAGACGCAGCCGAGUGGGCUCUCCCAGAAGUCCUGUGAAUAAGACCACCUUGACGCUGAUCAGCAUCACCAGCUGUGUGAUUGGCCUCGUGUGCUCCUCUCACGUCAGCUGUCCCCUCGUUGUCAAAAUCACCCUGCAUGUUCCCGAGCACCUGAUCGCCGAUGGGAGCCGGUUCAUCCUGUUGGAGGGGAGCCAGCUGGAUGCCAGUGACUGGCUGAACCCAGCUCAAGUGGUUCUCUUCUCUCAGCAGAACUCCAGUGGGCCCUGGGCCAUGGACCUCUGUGCCCGGCGGCUCCUGGACCCCUGUGAACACCAAUGCGACCCCGAAACUGGUAGGCAGGAGCACCGGGCAGCGGGGGAAUGCCUCUGCUACGAAGGUUACAUGAAGGAUCCUGUACACAAGCACCUUUGCAUUAGGAAUGAAUGGGGCACAAACCAGGGGCCUUGGCCUUACACAAUAUUUCAGCGGGGCUUUGACCUGGUUUUGGGAGAACAGCCUUCUGAUAAAAUAUUCAGAUUCACCUACACCCUCGGGGAGGGCAUGUGGCUGCCCUUAAGCAAGAGCUUUGUGAUCCCGCCCGCUGAACUAGCCAUUAACCCUUCCGCGAAGUGUAAGACGGACAUGACCGUGAUGGAGGACGCUGUGGAGGUCAGAGAGGAGCUGAUGACCUCGUCCUCCUUUGACAGCCUGGAGGUUCUGCUGGAUUCCUUUGGGCCAGUGCGCGACUGCAGCAAGGAUAACGGGGGCUGCAGUAAGAACUUCCGCUGCAUCUCAGACCGCAAGCUGGACUCCACCGGCUGCGUGUGCCCGUCCGGACUGAGCCCCAUGAAGGACAGCUCUGGCUGCUAUGACCGCCACAUUGGGGUGGACUGCUCAGAUGGCUUCAAUGGCGGCUGUGAGCAGCUGUGUCUCCAGCAGAUGGCGCCCUUCCCGGAUGACCCCACCUUGUACAACAUCCUCAUGUUCUGUGGGUGCAUCGAGGAUUACAAGCUCGGUGUGGAUGGUCGCUCUUGCCAACUCAUCACGGAGACCUGCCCGGAGGGAGGAGACUGUGGAGAAAGCAGGGAGGUUCCCAUGAACCAGACCCUCUUUGGGGAGAUGUUCUUUGGUUACAACAACCAUUCCAAGGAAGUGGCUGCAGGACAAGUGCUGAAAGGAACAUUCAGACAAAACAACUUUGCUCGAGGUUUAGACCAGCAACUGCCAGAUGGUCUUGUGGUGGCCACUGUUCCCCUGGAGAAUCAGUGCCUGGAGGAAAUUUCAGAGCCCACCCCUGACCCUGAGUUCCUGACUGGGAUGGUGAACUUCAGCGAGGUGUCCGGAUACCCCGUGUUGCAGCACUGGAAGGUCCGGUCUGUGAUGUACCACAUCAAACUCAACCAAGUGGCCGUCUCCCAGGCCCUCAGCAACGCGCUCCACUCCCUGGAUGGGGCCACAUCGCGUGGUGAUUUUGUGGCCUUGUUGGAUCAGUUUGGCAAUCAUUACAUCCAGGAAGCUAUCUAUGGCUUUGAGGAGUCCUGUUCCAUCUGGUACCCAAACAAGCAGGUGCAGCGGCGACUCUGGCUGGAGUAUGAAGACAUCAGCAAAGGCAACUCCCCAUCCGACGAGUCAGAGGAACGGGAAAGAGACCCCAAGGUGCUGACGUUCCCAGAGUACAUCGCCAGCUUGUCAGAGUCCGGCACCAAGCGCAUGGCGGCUGGGGUCCGCAUGGAAUGCCAGAGCAAGGGACGAUGUCCCUCCUCCUGUCCCCUGUGCCACGUGACAUCCAGCCCUGACACUCCGGCUGAGCCAGUCCUGCUGGAAGUGACCAGAGCAGCCCCCAUCUACGAACUGGUGACCAACAACCAGACCCAGAAGCUCUUACAGGAGGCCAUCAUGAGCUCACUGUGGUGCUCGGGGACCGGAGAUGUCAUCGAGGACUGGUGUCGAUGCGAUGCCACGGCUUUUGGAGCGGAUGGACUCCCCACCUGUGCGCCUCUCCCGCAGCCCGUGCUGAGACUCUCCACGGUUCAUGAGCCCAGCAGCACCCUCGUGGUCCUGGAGUGGGAACACUCAGAGCCUCCAAUCGGGGUGCAGAUUGUAGAUUACCUCAUUCGUCAAGAAAAGGUCACAGACAGGAUGGACCACUCCAAGGUGGAGACAGAAACGGUACUGAGCUUUGUGGAUGACAUCAUCUCUGGAGCAAAGUCUCCUUGUGCCAUGCCCGCUCAGGUGCCAGACAAACAGCUCACCACCAUCUCUCUGAUCAUUCGAUGCCUGGAACCGGACACCAUCUACAUGUUCACCCUGUGGGGAGUGGACAACACCGGACGGCGCUCCAGGCCCAGCGACGUGAUUGUGAAGACACCUUGCCCCGUGGUGGAUGAUGUCAAAGCCCAGGAAAUAGCAGAUAAGAUCUACAAUCUCUUCAAUGGCUACACCAGUGGGAAGGAGCAGCAGACGGCCUAUAACACCCUCCUGGACCUGGGCUCCCCCACCCUACAUCGAGUCCUCUACCACUAUAACCAGCACUAUGAGAGUUUUGGAGAAUUCACCUGGCGGUGUGAGGACGAAUUAGGUCCCAGGAAAGCUGGCCUCAUCCUUUCCCAGCUGGGGGAUCUCAGCAGUUGGUGCAAUGGCCUCCUUCAGGAACCCAAGAUAAGCUUGCGACGUGGCUCCCUUAAGUACCUGGGCUGCCGCUACAGCGAGAUCAAGCCCUAUGGACUUGACUGGUCAGAGCUCAGCCGGGACCUCAGGAAGACAUGCGAGGAGCAAACCCUGAGUGUCCCUUACAACGACUAUGGGGACAGCAAAGACAUCUAGCACCACGAUGCCAGCUGGUGGCUGCCAAAAGGAAGCAGGAAGAGAGGAGAGGAACAUCUGGGUUGGUCUGUGGAUUUUUAAUAUUUUUUAAUGGAACAUUAAAACCUCUAAACCAGGGAGAGGCAAUAUCUAAACCAGGGAGAAAUUGAUCCUUGCUCCCUGUAGAACUUCUUCGGUAUGAUGUUCUCCAUCUGCAUGAUCAGUAGACCUGCGAACCAGCA
Molecule: messenger RNA, 4459 nt
Organism: Lontra canadensis (Northern American river otter)
Lineage: Eukaryota; Metazoa; Chordata; Mammalia; Carnivora; Mustelidae
Gene: ASTN1
Product: astrotactin 1
Exons: 23
Coding region: 330-4238 (1302 amino acids)
Biological process (GO): neuron cell-cell adhesion; neuron migration
Molecular function (GO): protein binding
Source: RefSeq, a predicted model, not a curated record